AUGCCACGAUCAGAAGAGGCAGCGUCCUGGUAUACAGCAGUCUAUCGCGCAAUUCAAGAGGUACCACACGGCAAGGUGACUUCGUACGGCCACAUCGCUUUGCUGCUAGGCUAUCCAGAACGACCGCGACAGGUCGGCAUGUGUCUAAAGUACCUGCCAUCCUCUACUGAUCAACCCAAUGCUCGAUACCACAGCGACAACGUCCCCUGGCAGAGAGUCAUUAAUUCAAAAGGAAUCAUCAGCAACAGGGGGGUCAAUGGAGCUGCAAAUCAGGAAGCUGCCUUGACUCUUGAAGGCGUCGAGGUUGAGCGUGGUAGUCUCGGCGAAAGGAGUGUGAGCUUUCUCGAGUACGGUUGGUUUCCUUCUCGCCUCCCAAGCGAGGCAGCUGAAGUCUGA
Messenger RNA from Fulvia fulva, 396 nucleotides. Its product is annotated as Alkyltransferase-like protein 1. Gene Ontology annotation, molecular function: catalytic activity. The coding region runs from base 1 to 396 and encodes 131 amino acids. Lineage: Eukaryota; Fungi; Ascomycota; Dothideomycetes; Mycosphaerellales; Mycosphaerellaceae. The record is from RefSeq and is a predicted model, not a curated record. The transcript has 3 exons. Gene Ontology annotation, biological process: DNA repair.